Messenger RNA from Cherax quadricarinatus, 2354 nucleotides. Its product is annotated as protein Wnt-6. The record is from RefSeq and is a predicted model, not a curated record. Gene Ontology annotation, molecular function: frizzled binding; cytokine activity. NCBI's taxonomy places the organism in Eukaryota, Metazoa, Arthropoda, Malacostraca, Decapoda, Parastacidae. Gene Ontology annotation, cellular component: extracellular region. Gene Ontology annotation, biological process: canonical Wnt signaling pathway; cell fate commitment; neuron differentiation.
AUCUCCCACCUCGCAGUUCCCAGUGUGCUUUCUGCCGCGGCUCCCGCCUCUCGCACGCCCUCACACACGCCCUCACAUGCGUCCUCUCACGCCCUCACACGCCCACUCACGCCACGCCUAAAUACCUCCGCUAAUUUUGCAAAACUAAUAGUGCAAAGGUGGAGAAAAGGAGAAUUUUUAAAUAUGUGCUGGAGAAAAAUGUUCUCCGUUGGCAGAUGGUGUUGAAAAUUAUUGAUAAACAUGUGUGUGCAUGUGAUGAACGCAGGUGAUUGGCUGAGGCCCCGGCCAAUAGCUCAUGGGCUCAACCAAUGACAAGACUGUAUUGGCCUCUCACUUCUUCGGCGGGAAACAAGAAGUCACAACACCAUAGGCAUCAUGGCGACCCAAGUGGCUAGGUGGAGCUCAGCCCAGAUCAGGUAGAGACGAUCCGCAGCUGCACAGAGGUCGAUCAUGAGCCUUUCAGAGGAAAACAAGUCUGAACCGGACUUGUAGAGCUCUACCAGCUCAGUCAGGUAGCAAGAGGCUGACAAGAAGGGUCCAGCUUCAAAACUGACCGCUCUCAACCUUGCUUGCCCAAGAAGAUCUCGAACUGACUUUCCCGUUUCCAGGCUGCAUUAAAACAGCAUUUAGGUGAACUUCUGAAAAACACUGAAGGGACUUCAGGCUGUUUGAGGAUAUGUAUCUCCUGGAAUCUGCCCUCAUAAGAAGAUAAUCGCUAGAAAACACAGAGCAUUUAGUCUAGUCUACGUAACUACGGAAGCAAAAAUUGUUCUGCGGAUAAGAAGAAUCUCACGUAGAGGUGUGUCGCUGCUGCUGCUAGUAGCCGCCACAACCAGGGGUUCUCCACACCUAAGGAGACUAUGGCCACCAAGUUCCUUCUUCGGUGCCUACUACUGAAUCUCUUCCUCUGUGACUUCGUAGACGCCCUCUGGUGGUCCCUGGGGAGCCGGGCCAUCAUGGACCACUCCCGCAUAUGCCGCAAGAGAGGCCGCAGGCUGGCCAAGGACCCGCAGAGUAUCAUCUGCCGCAAGCAACACGAAGUCUUUCUGCUGAUCCUGCAGGGAGCACAGCUGGCGCUGCGGGAGUGCCAGUACCAGUUCGCUCACCACCACUGGAACUGUUCUGACAACCGUCGCUCCCUCAAGAGAAUACUCACCAGGGACACACCAGAGACUGCCUUCUUGAACGCCAUCGUGUCAGCUGGUGUCAGCCACGAGGUGACAGCUGCUUGUUCCAGGGGUGACCUGGUGCAGUGUUCCUGUACUGACUCAGCUCUCAACACCGUGUCUUCUGAAAGAAGAAGAAAGAAGGUCCACGGGGAGAGAAGGAAGAACAACGAAAUCUCUAAGAGACACAAACAACAGAGAAGAGAGAGAACGGAAGGAAGAAGUACAGAAGAAGGGCGAGGGAGGCACUCAACAUCGCGGCGCAACAGAGGGAUCAGAGAGGCACAGCAGGGAGGCCUGCAGCACCCACAGAACUCCUUUGUAACGCGAGCAGCAAGACUGCAGCUGGUAAACGAUGUCUCCCCUGGACCGGGAUCAGUCUCGGGAAUGGGGAUGAUGGCCGCUGGGGCGGAAAUGGCUGGGAAUGGGAAAGAGUGGGAUUGGAGUGGCUGUGAUGACAACGUAGCGUAUGGUCACCGUGUGGCCAGGGACUUCAUGGACUGGAGGUACCUGAGAGGACAGGAGAGCAGGGAUAUCAAGAGCAUUGUCAUGCUCUGGAACAAUGAGGCUGGCAGGAGGGCAGUGAAGAACCACCUGGUGCCACACUGCAAAUGUCACGGACUCUCAGGGUCGUGUACUCACAGGACCUGCUGGAGGAGGAUACCCACCUUCAGGAGCGUAGGACGUCACCUCAAGGAGAGAUUCAACGCUGCCAUCAAGGUGAUUCCUAGUAAUGAUGGGGAGACGGUCAUUCCAGAGGCGGACUCAGUCAGGUCACCGAGAAAGCAGGACCUCGUUUACCUGGAGGACUCUCCUAGCUUCUGCAGCCCUAACAAGAGGACAGGAUCGCUGGGUACCAGAGGUCGUAUAUGCAACGCGACGUCCUACGACCUGGCAGGAUGUGACGUUAUGUGCUGUGGUCGUGGAUACACCCAGGAGGAACACUUUGUGGAGGAGAACUGCAGGUGCCGCUUCACCUACUGCUGUGAGGUGAAGUGCCAGAGAUGUCACCGCAAGAGGCUGACGUCUCGGUGCAGAUGAAGCAGUGAUGUCAUCUCUGACUGAGAGACAUCAAAACACUAUAAGUGAUUAUAGAAAUCCUAAUAAUAAUAAUUUUAAUAAACAUUUAGUGCCAUAGUGUGGAACAAGGCCUUUCGCACCGUCACCAGUCCUUCGUCAGGAGCAAUC